Molecule: messenger RNA, 1422 nt
Organism: Paramecium tetraurelia
Lineage: Eukaryota; Ciliophora; Oligohymenophorea; Peniculida; Parameciidae
Exons: 2
Source: RefSeq, a predicted model, not a curated record
AUGAUAAAAGUACAAGCAUUGACCGAAUACGGACCCCAAAUCUUCGAAAUCGAGAGUAAUUUUCACUAUGUUAGAGACUUGGUGGAAAGAUGCGCAUAAAAACUUAAAAAAUAGAAUGUUCGACUUUAUUAUGACAAAGAUUGCCAAAGAGAGAUUGGAUCUGAUUAGAGGAUUGAACAAGCAGGAAUCAACUAAAUUAUCUUUGUUAAAAUAAUAGAAAAUGAAUUUGAAUAGUCGUCGCAGUAUGGGGAUGUAGUAUGUUGGUUCAUAAGAGAUGGAGUAGAAUUAGAAUAAGGAGUUCAAUUAAGAUCAGACUUUACAUUUGAAGAAGUUUUGGAUGAUGCGAUAUCCUAGAAUAUAAUACAAAGCAUGCCAUAAUAGAUCAAAGUGACAAAUCACAGACAAUCUCAAAUCCUGGCAACUUUAAUGGAAAUGCAGAUGUUUAAGCUCAUUGACCCAAAUACGAGAGACCCUCAACUAACUAUCCAUUUUACAACUGACGGAAAAGAUCCAAUAGUAGAAAAUACUCAAUUUAAUUAAUAAUUCCCUUAGAAAUUUCCAGUAUUUCAGGGACCAAGGAAGGAAUUCUAACCUAAUAUAUCAAGAAACUAAAAUUUUUAGUAACAAUUGCCAAAUCAAUAACAACAGUCAUUUUAAUAAUUCUAAUAAUUCAGCAACAAUACAACCUUCUAGCCACAACCCUUAAAUGCUACUGCAAUGUAAAACAAGGGUUAGAUUCAUAAUACAAGCUUUCAACCCCAGCUAAAUUUCCCACAACAAAAACCCUAAAAUUUUAACAACAAUAUGUAGCAAUCUCAAUAGAUUCUUCAAUCUAAUAUCAUAGGGCAAUCUGCUAUAAUUUCUUAAAUGUAAAACAACAAGCCAUUCUAAAUGAAUCAACCAAAUUCAAAUUAAAAGCCUCAAUAAGGUCAAUAACCGGGGUUUCCUCCUACUUUCACUCCUAAUACUAUUCAACCUGAAAAAAGUCCAAAUCAAUCAUUACAAAAAAAUUAAAAUAACCCAUUCAUGCCACCUCCCAAAAAUCCAAAUUUAGGAUUGCCAAAUCAAAAUAACCCAUUAUAAUAAUAAUUCUAAAACAACUAUCAGUAACAACAUCUUGAGUCUGAAGCAAUUAAGAGUCUUGAACAAAUGGCUCAAAAGACUGUCGAUUCAACUUUUAUCUUGGGAAAUUUUGUCUUUACAAUCGAUUAAUAAGGAGGGUAUGUAAGUUACAAACACAUAAAUAAUAAAAUAACUGGUUAUUUUAUUGAACCAAAAGGUAAAGAAAUUAGUUUAAAAAAUGAGAAUAACCUUAAAUGGUAAACUAGAUUAGGAGUCUAGAUAGCUUUAAAUGAUAAUUUAGGGUUUGUAAUUAAAUGGAAAAAUAAUACUUAUAAUUCUAUAUUAAUGAACUUUUUGUGA